Molecule: messenger RNA, 846 nt
Organism: Dioscorea cayenensis subsp. rotundata (Guinea yam)
Lineage: Eukaryota; Viridiplantae; Streptophyta; Magnoliopsida; Dioscoreales; Dioscoreaceae
Product: NDR1/HIN1-like protein 1
Exons: 1
Coding region: 95-754 (219 amino acids)
Biological process (GO): defense response to other organism
Source: RefSeq, a predicted model, not a curated record
AUUGACACCUUCCUCAAAUCUCUAUAAACACACACACACUCAUAAGCACCGCACUCCAAAACCAAAACUCAAGAAAAUCAAGAAGAAGAAGAAGAUGGGCAAUGAUCACAAUUGUCAACAUUCACGCAAUGGAUUCACUUCAAGCAUGGGUCGUCUCCUGUGUUGCACAAUCCUCACAAUCCUCAUCCUCUGCGGCAUCAUCGCCCUCAUCCUCUACCUUGUCUACCGCCCUUCCAAACCCCACUUCGCCAUCUCCGGCGUCGCCGUCUACCAACUCACCACCACCUCCACCAACUCCACCACCACCAUUACCACCACCCCAGCUGCCACAAACUCCAUCAUCUCUAACCUCCAGUUCACCGUCCUCAGCCACAACCCCAACCACCGGAGUUCCAUUCUCUAUGACCAUCUCUCCUCCUACGUCACUUAUAGAAACCAAGCCAUAACUCAACCAGUAUCAUUGCCUAUGCUUUUUCAAGAGAAACAAGGAGAGGUUGCUUUGUCUCCGGUGAUGGGUAGUUUUACUCCGGUGCCGGUCUCCGGCGAUGUGGUAACUGGGUUAAUGAGUGAUGAAGGUUAUGGUGUAGUGGGACUUAGGUUGGUGAUCAUUGGAAAGCUUAGGUACAAAUCAGGACCGUUUAGGAGUGUAUGGUAUGGUUUCUUUGUAAGGUGUGAUGUGCUCAUUGGUCUCCGGAAGGGUUGCUCCGGCCAAGUUCCUAUUCUUGGUGCCCCGGAAUGUGAUGUUGAUGUUUGAUCCCUUCUUCUUCUUCUUCUUCUUCUUCUUCUUCUUCUUGUUUUAGUUGUUAUGUUUUAUAUUAUUAAUUAUUAUGGUGAUGUUAUCUCUUA